AUGGCUGCAUCUUGCUUUGAAGAACCAAACAUGAAUGGAGAUGACUCGGCGAUUCUCUUUUCUACCUCAAACUCCCCUGAAGAAUAUACCACCACACCUUCCUCUUCUUCCUACCACUCCUCACCACCACCACCCCAACAUUGCACUAACCCAACUUACAAUCUCAUUGUACAGAACCUCUCCUACACUUAUCUUCCAAACAAGGGCAUACCACGUUCAUUUUCUCAACUGCUGCAAAAGCCUAAGCCUGUUGCCAUACUCAAGUCAGUCUCUUUUGUUGCAAAAAGUUGUCAAAUACUUGCCAUUGUUGGCCCGAGUGGCACCGGAAAAUCUACCCUCCUGCGAAUAAUAUCAGGGAGGGUUAAAGAUGAAGACUAUAACCCCAACAGUGUCUCCAUUAAUGAUCACCAGAUAACUAGUCCUGCACAGUUGCGCAAAAUUUGCGGAUUUGUUGCACAAGAAGAUAACCUGCUUCCUCUACUGACUGUGAAGGAGACUUUGCUGUUCACUGCCAAGUUUCGGCUUAAAGGCAUUGAUGCAAAAGGGAGGGAAGAGAGGGUGGAGGCCUUAAUGCAAGAGCUUGGUCUUCUCCAUGUCUCUGAUAGCUUUGUGGGAGAUGAAGAGAACAGAGGGAUAUCUGGUGGAGAAAGGAAAAGGGUAUCCAUAGGUGUCGAUAUGAUUCAUGAUCCACCUAUUUUGCUUCUUGAUGAGCCAACUUCAGGCCUAGACAGCACUUCUGCGCUUCAAGUUAUAGAGCUGCUUUCUAUAAUGGCCAAAUCAAAGCAAAGAACCGUGGUUUUAUCCAUACACCAACCAAGCUACAGAAUUCUUCAUCACAUCUCCAACUUUCUGAUCCUCUCACAUGGUUCUGUGGUCCAUAAUGGAAGCAUUGAAUUACUGGAGGAAACAAUAGGUAAUCUUGGAAUGCAAAUUCCAUUGCAGCUCAAUGUCUUAGAAUUUGCCAUGGAAGUUAUAAAAACCCUGGAAGAUUCACAUUCCAGAAGUACUAGUGAUCAUCACUCUAAUGGUACAGAAAGCAAAGAACCAUACUCCUACCUAUCAUUGCCGGAAAUAGAACACGAUCAAACCAAAAAUAUGGGUGAUUAUUUCUCUAAUUUAUAUGAGAUCAUGUUUCUGUGUUCAAGAUUUUGGAAAAUAAUUUACAGAACCAAGCAGCUGCUCUUGGCCAGAACACUGCAAGCUCUUGUUGGAGGAUUUGGCUUGGCGAGUGUGUACAUGAGAGUGAGGAAAGAUGAAGAAGGCGUAGCAGAGAGACUUGGCCUCUUUGCUUUCAGUCUAAGUUUUCUACUCUCUUCCACAGUUGAGGCAUUACCUAUAUACCUUCAGGAGCGGCGAGUAUUGAUGAAAGAAGCCUCAAGGGGAGCUUAUAAGGUCUCAUCUUACAUGAUUGCCAACACUAUAGUCUUCCUACCCUUUCUAUUUGCAGUGGCUAUUCUGUUUGCUGUUCCUGUGUAUUGGCUGGUAGGCCUCAAUCCUUCUGCGGCUGCUUUCGCCUUUUUCACUUUCGUGGUUUGGCUCAUUGUGCUGAUGGCUAGUUCUCUAGUGCUCUUUCUCAGUGCGGUCUCUCCCGACUUCAUUUCUGGAAACUCCCUCAUAUGCACAGUUCUUGGAGCCUUCUUCCUCUUCUCUGGCUACUUCAUUCCGAAAGAGAGCAUACCGAAAUACUGGCUCUUCAUGUACUAUGUUUCCAUUUACAGGUAUCCACUGGACACAUUGCUGACAAACGAGUACUGGAGUACUAGAAGUGAGUGCUUCUCUCGGCAUCAAUUUUCCUCCAAGUGUUUGCUUACUGGCAAUGAUGUGCUGAAGAGUAGGGGACUUGACAAGGACACCAGGUGGAUCAAUGUAGGGAUCAUGUUUGGCUUCUUCGUGUUCUAUCGCAUGCUUUGUUGGGUCAUUCUUUGUCGAAGGGCUUCGAAAACAACACUUUAA
Fragaria vesca subsp. vesca is the source of this 1953-nucleotide messenger RNA. Its product is annotated as ABC transporter G family member 23-like. The coding region runs from base 1 to 1953 and encodes 650 amino acids. Gene Ontology annotation, molecular function: ATP hydrolysis activity; ABC-type transporter activity; ATP binding. Gene Ontology annotation, cellular component: membrane. NCBI's taxonomy places the organism in Eukaryota, Viridiplantae, Streptophyta, Magnoliopsida, Rosales, Rosaceae. The record is from RefSeq and is a predicted model, not a curated record. The transcript has a single exon.